Messenger RNA from Xiphophorus couchianus (Monterrey platyfish), 19489 nucleotides. RefSeq lists its product as uncharacterized. Bases 250 to 19359 code for a protein of 6369 amino acids. The transcript is spliced from 4 exons. The record is from RefSeq and is a predicted model, not a curated record. Lineage: Eukaryota; Metazoa; Chordata; Actinopteri; Cyprinodontiformes; Poeciliidae.
GCACCUUCUCAGUACUAAGGACACACCUCCAAAUGUACAAGUUUUAGAGCAGACGUAUGAGCAGCCUAACACGCAUACCAGUACUCUAUUGACAGAUGAAAUGCAGCAUCAUUUUGGUCUGUAUUGUGAUGGGAUCACCUUUGAAUUUGUAACUUUGGAGCAUGGCUAUCUUUGGAGAAAAUGAAUGUUUUUAACACCAAAACAAUAUGAAGAAAAUGGAAAACUGACUGCAGAUACAUAACAAAAAAAAUGAAUAUAGAAUGCAAAAGAGACAAAAUGGAAGGACAAAAGCAACUCGUGAGCCAAGUAGCUGAAGAUGUUAAGCAUCUUUGGGAAAAUAUGAGAAGAGAGAAAGGUAGAAUCAAAUAUUUGAAGAAAAAAGCGAGGCCUGACAUGCAGAGAGUAAUUUUUGAACCAGAUGAAAUCAGAGAAAUGUUGCAUAUGAUUAGAGAAGACACAAAACUUUGCAAGAAACACUUUUUUGAAGAAAAGACCCAAAUGAAAUGGAUGAGUUUUCAGGCUGAGAAAAGGAGAAAAAAGCUUGACCAGACGUUGGAGAGAAUAAUUCAAGAAAGUGAUCAGUUAGACAUUCUGAAGAAAAAAAUGGACCAGCAAAGACAAGAGACUGAAAAAAAAUGGAGAGAAAUAUUGACUUUACUUUUGAUUUCAGAAAAAAUAAAAAAUAAUUUAGAAAAGUCUACUGAGGAAAUUAGAAGCACAAAUGAGGAAAUGCUCAAAACCCAACAGAAGAUCAAAAAGAGCACUGAAAUAAAAACAUACAUGGACAGGUUGGCAUGCAUAAAGAACCAGAUCAACGAAUGGAAAUUGACACAGCUUCCAGUUACUUCCGGACUUCUGAAAGAAAAACUUGAAGGCAUCCAUAGAGAAGUAAGAUUAGAAAUUUUGACUGACACAGCAAAAAAAUCAGAUGCAGAAAAAAAUCCUUUGGAGAACAUUAGAACAUCAGAAGGUUAUGUAAUUGAAGAAAAGACAGAAAUCCAUGAGAAAUUUUUAAAACAUAUUAGUCAGAGAGAAUCAUUUCCACAAGAAAUACAGACAUUGGAAAAGCAGCUAUAUAAACUAAAUGAGCAAGAGGAAGUCUUAAAGGUGCAAAUUAAAACAAAUAUUAGAAAAUUGCAAGAUAAAACUCAAAAGAUGAAAAGUAUUGUCACAGAAUUAGAUGAAAUACAGUGUCAGAAGGAAGACGCUGAAGUUAUAAUCAGGGAAAUGGGGACUGGAGAAAGUAAACUGGUGCAGGAAGUACAACAGAGGGGUUAUCUGACGGAGAGAACAAAUGUUUUUAGGAAACAAAUAAUGCAGACUGACCUGGAAGAUCAGACAAAAACUACUAAUGUUGAGCAAAAACCUGAUAAAGUGGAAAAGUGGAAAGAAGAUCCUCAGGCACUUGAUAAAGAGACACAAGUAUGCUCUGAUGGAAAGUAUCUUCGACUCACUGAUUUACAAAGACUCUGGGCUGAGAUAUAUCGAACACAGCAAGUCAUAAAAUUGAUCAAACCAGAAAUUGGGUGCCAAGAUGGAACAGGUAAUGAGACCAAAGACCUUGUUGAUAAUGAAAUCAAGGGACUACUGCAAGAUCUCAGACAGUUUCGGAAGCUUUUGGAAAUGGAAGUGGGGCAGAAGAGACUGAAUCUCAAUGUAGAUACAUGCAUUCAGAAACGUACAAUGAAGAAAAAGAGAAGAGAACUGGAUUUUAAAUUGGAGAAUAUUUUACGAGAGAGGGAUGAAUUAGAAAUGCUAAAAACACAAAUACAAAGAAAAUCUGAAGGGACUCAGCGGCAGUUGGAAAAGAUUCUAAAAUGUCAAAAUGACAUUGAAAAAAUAGCUGGUAAGGCCAAGGAGAGAAGCAAACUAAUAAUGUGUAAUAUGAAAAAGAGUGAUGCUAAAGUAAGAAUGAUUGAAGACCUAAACAAGAAGAUUGAAGCUUCAAAACAACGCUGGAACGAAAUGUACCUUUCAACCUCUCAGCAUAAAGCUUUAACUGAAAAACUAAAGACUGAACUUGGACAUGAACACGAAAGAGAAUCUCUAUUUGAAAGAGAAAACAGAAAGAGAUCUGAGAAAUUUGCAAGGGACCAAUCAUUCACAAGUAAAAAAGCAACACAAGCUGAAGAAACAUUUGAAGAAUUAUUAGUACUCACACCACAUCAAGAAAGACUGACUGAGGAAAUAAAACUGAUAAUAAAUCAAUUUAAUCAUAGAAAAUGUAAUAGAGAGGAGCAAAACCUAGAACUAAGUGAAAGAGUGAUACAAGAGAUAUUAAGAAAAGUAAGUGAGAUGUUGGCACAAGAGACUGGAACUGAACAUAAUAAAAAGCCUUUGUUAAGUGAAACAAAUGAAAGACAAAAACAGCAAAUGACUGAAGGGCAGCACAGCAUUAAGACUAGAGAAAUAGGAGAAAUGGAGGUGCUGAAUACCGAGCUGGAAAUCAAAAGAAAAGAAAAUAAUGCCAUUUUAAAACAAAUGGUGAGAGAAGGGGAAAAGAAUGAAAGAAUGAUGAAUGAAAUAAAAGAAGCAAAGAUAUCAUUUAAGAGGGAGGUACAAAUAAGGAGGAGAGAACUAGACCAAACACUGGAGAAAAUCAGAAAAGAGAAGGAUGAAUUAGAGAUGUUGAAAUUAAAACUGAGACAGCCAAAGGCAGCAAUGUUCCAUGACAACCAAAAUGCACAAGAGCAGAGGACAGUUGUCUAUGUUUCGAGUGAAAAUGAACCAAAGGAUUUGGAAAAGAAUGGGUGGAAAAUCACAAACACCCAAUAUGAAACGUUACCCAUAUCACCAGGACUUAAAAGUACAAUCAAUAAUAUUCGAGACCUAGGAGUAAAGAUCUAUGGCUAUUUAGAAACACUUAAAAGUGAAAUAUGUCAAUUUCUCAAACAUCAAAAUGUUGAUUUAGACAAAAAGAGAGAAGUACUCACAGCAUUAACAGCUGAGAACAACACAGUAAAAGAAAACAUAAUCAGAAUCAAAUCCUUGAUAGGAACUGAGAAAAUGACCAAACAAGCUACAAGGGAUGUGGAUGAAACAUGGAAACUCAGGAAGGGUACGCAUAAGCAGGAGUGUAGGAUCAAAUCGUUCACAACUACACAAAAAGCACAAAAGCGAAAAGCAUUAAUGACUGAAAUGAUGACUGACGAAACAAAACAACAGAAACAGAAAAAAAGAAAGGAUGCUAAAGACCCAUUUGGAGAAAUUAAUAAAAAGAUAAAAACUGACAAUCUGGAAAAACAUGUGAAAACACACAUGGAAACUCUUCAAGUACUGAUGAAAGAGAUAACUGUGAAGAACAGAAAAAAAGGAACAGAGUUAUAUAAAAUUCAAGCAACUCAUAAAUCACUUUCAAACAUGUGUAUGGAAUUAGAAGUCAAUAGCGUGAAAUUGGUGAAACUGAUAGAUAUUAUAAAAAAUAUAAAAGAAAGGGUAUUACAACAUGAAAACCAUGUCCCUGCAACACGGAAAGAAAAGGCAGAAAUACCAAAGACCAAAAUAAAACAGAAAUUAGAAGAAGCCAACAGCUCAUUUGCAGAGACCAACAAAGAAAAAAUCAAGCUCGAUAUCCAGACAGAGCGCGCAAUACUGCAACAAGAAAAACAAGAUAUUCAAGAAGAAAGAGAGAGAAUAAACAUCACAGAGGCUGAACUAGACCAGAAGGCAGAAGAAGCCAGCAGUUGCUUGGCAGAGAUCAACAAAGAGAAAAUCAAACUAAAACAUUUGUCAGUUUCAGUCCAAAGAAAUCAUGAAAGACUUCAAGACAUCAUGUACACGAUUGCCAUAAAACAACAAGGCAGAGAGAGGAAAGAUCAUCUGUUCCAAACACAAACACAGGACCUACAAUCUAAAAGGCAUCAACUACAGAAAGAAAGGGAAGAGAUGCAGCUUUUGAUGACAACUGUUAGUAAGAUGAGAGAGUGGACUAAAGCUGCGAUGAUCACCACCCAAAAGGAAAAGCAGCAAGUGGAUUAUAGGAGGAUGCACAAGCCAGAAGAAGAAAUGCUUUCAAUCCAGAAUCUAGAACUUGAGAGAGAGAGGUCUGGGUUGACACCAAGAGAGGACAGUGGCUUGGAUGAAAGUCAAAUAACAGAACGUCAGCAAGGACAGAUCCAAUACAUCAAAGAGAAACUAAGGGAAAACAUCAAAGUGAAAAUGGUCCAGCUACAACAAAGGAUUGCAGGUGUAGAAAACCUCUCUGUUGGUUUGGGACAGAAGCUUCUUUGUCUUGUGGAACAGAAGGAAAAUGUGGCUGGUUAUAAAGAGGUAUUUGAAAGAGAAAAGAGAAUUCUGAAUCGUCUCCUUUGUGAUACACUAAAACAAAGAGAAGAUAUGGAAAACCGUUGGAAGCAAACAAUGAAUCGGGAAAAAGAAAAAGUUACUUCUCUUGAAGCAACCCUGAAAAAAGAAAAGCAGGACCUGGAACUAGAGAAAGAAAAGAUGUCGAAAGAUGAGCUGGUCUUGGAGCUGAUUAGGAAUGGCAUCCAGAAACAAAGUGAAAUAUUACAACAAGACAUUCAACAACAUGAGCAAGAGUUGGAAAGCACAAUGGUGGAACUGCACAAGAAGACAGAAGAAACCAAGAAUCUCUUUGAUGGAAUCAAAAAAGAGAAAUCUAAACUCAAAGAUCUUAACCUUUGUCUGAAAACACAAGGCGAUCAACUGAAGGUUCUCAUGAACGCAAUCAGUUCAAAACCACAAGAACAAGAAGGAAAAGGCCCAGGAAUUCUCACACAAACACAAAAUCUGGAUCUCUGUAGGAAAAAAAUACAGGAGAAAAGACAAGAGCUGGAGGUUUUGAUGAAGAAUGCUAACAGCAUGAAGGAAAAGGUUAAAGAUUCCAUGAGCAGUGUCCAUAAAGACAUAGAACAAAUGAUCUCCAUGAAGAAGAACAUUGGAAAAGACAGAGAGAAACUGUCAAGUGAGAAGAAGCGCCUGGAAAGAGAAUUGUCAGAGUGCAAAAUGAGACAAGAGGAACUCUUGGAUGUAAUGAAGUCAACAGCAAACCUAAGACUAACACUACAAGGAGUAAAAGACAAAGUGUGUGACUUGACCAAUGUUAAAAUGAGAAGAUUACACAAAGGUCAUGAAGAUGCACAGUUAUUAUGUAUUUCACUGGAGAAGAAUGUUUCAACUAUUGGUGACCAGAUGAAAACACUAACUCCUUACAAAGAGGUAGUUGAAAGAGAAAAGAUCAAUCUAACAGCCAUCAUGUCUUCCAUGAGGAAUCAAAAAGAAGUGAUGGAACAUCAAUGGAAGCAAAUGGUGGACAUGGAUAAAAAAGAUCUAAACAAAAGGAAGGAAGAACUGAAACGGGAAACACAGAAUCUGCAAAGAGUGGCUGACAAAGUAGACAAAGAAAAAGAGGCCUUGGAAGUGACGAUGUCCAACAUCCAGACAGAGCGCGCAAUACUGCAACAAGAGAAACAAGAUAUUCAAGAAGAAAGAGAGAGAAUAAACAUCACAGAGGCUGAACUAGACCAGAAGGCAGAAGAAGCCAGCAGUUGCUUGGCAGAGAUCAACAAAGAGAAAAUCAAACUAAAACAUUUGUCAGUUUCAGUCCAAAGAAAUCAUGAAAGACUUCAAGACAUCAUGUACACGAUUGCCAUAAAACAACAAGGCAGAGAGAGGAAAGAUCAUCUGUUCCAAACACAAACACAGGAACUACAAUCUAAAAGGCAUCAACUACAGAAAGAAAGGGAAGAGAUGCAGCUUUUGAUGACAACUGUUAGUAAGAUGAGAGAGUGGACUAAAGCUGCGAUGAUCACCACCCAAAAGGAAAAGCAGCAAGUGGAUUAUAGGAGGAUGCACAAGCCAGAAGAAGAAAUGCUUUCAAUCCAGAAUCUAGAACUUGAGAGAGAGAGGUCUGGGUUGACACCAAGAGAGGACAGUGGCUUGGAUGAAAGUCAAAUAACAGAACGUCAGCAAGGACAGAUCCAAUACAUCAAAGAGAAACUAAGGGAAAACAUCAAAGUGAAAAUGGUCCAGCUACAACAAAGGAUUGCAGGUGUAGAAAACAUCUCUGUUGGUUUGGGACAGAAGCUUCUUUGUCUUGUGGAACAGAAGGAAAAUGUGGCUGGUUAUAAAGAGGUAUUUGAAAGAGAAAAGAGAAUUCUGAAUCGUCUCCUUUGUGAUACACUAAAACAAAGAGAAGAUAUGGAAAACCGUUGGAAGCAAACAAUGAAUCGGGAAAAAGAAAAAGUUACUUCUCUUGAAGCAACCCUGAAAAAAGAAAAGCAGGACCUGGAACUAGAGAAAGAAAAGAUGUCGAAAGAUGAGCUGGUCUUGGAGCUGAUUAGGAAUGGCAUCCAGAAACAAAGUGAAAUAUUACAACAAGACAUUCAACAACAUGAGCAAGAGUUGGAAAGCACAAUGGUGGAACUGCACAAGAAGACAGAAGAAACCAAGAAUCUCUUUGAUGGAAUCAAAAAAGAGAAAUCUAAACUCAAAGAUCUUAACCUUUGUCUGAAAACACAAGGCGAUCAACUGAAGGUUCUCAUGAACGCAAUCAGUUCAAAACCACAAGAACAAGAAGGAAAAGGCCCAGGAAUUCUCACACAAACACAAAAUCUGGAUCUCUGUAGGAAAAAAAUACAGGAGAAAAGACAAGAGCUGGAGGUUUUGAUGAAGAAUGCUAACAGCAUGAAGGAAAAGGUUAAAGAUUCCAUGAGCAGUGUCCAUAAAGACAUAGAACAAAUGAUCUCCAUGAAGAAGAACAUUGGAAAAGACAGAGAGAAACUGUCAAGUGAGAAGAAGCGCCUGGAAAGAGAAUUGUCAGAGUGCAAAAUGAGACAAGAGGAACUCUUGGAUGUAAUGAAGUCAACAGCAAACCUAAGACUAACACUACAAGGAGUAAAAGACAAAGUGUGUGACUUGACCAAUGUUAAAAUGAGAAGAUUACACAAAGGUCAUGAAGAUGCACAGUUAUUAUGUAUUUCACUGGAGAAGAAUGUUUCAACUAUUGGUGACCAGAUGAAAACACUAACUCCUUACAAAGAGGUAGUUGAAAGAGAAAAGAUCAAUCUAACAGCCAUCAUGUCUUCCAUGAGGAAUCAAAAAGAAGUGAUGGAACAUCAAUGGAAGCAAAUGGUGGACAUGGAUAAAAAAGAUCUAAACAAAAGGAAGGAAGAACUGAAACGGGAAACACAGAAUCUGCAAAGAGUGGCUGACAAAGUAGACAAAGAAAAAGAGGCCUUGGAAGUGACGAUGUCCAACAUCCAGACAGAGCGCGCAAUACUGCAACAAGAGAAACAAGAUAUUCAAGAAGAAAGAGAGAGAAUAAACAUCACAGAGGCUGAACUAGACCAGAAGGCAGAAGAAGCCAGCAGUUGCUUGGCAGAGAUCAACAAAGAGAAAAUCAAACUAAAACAUUUGUCAGUUUCAGUCCAAAGAAAUCAUGAAAGACUUCAAGACAUCAUGUACACGAUUGCCAUAAAACAACAAGGCAGAGAGAGGAAAGAUCAUCUGUUCCAAACACAAACACAGGAACUACAAUCUAAAAGGCAUCAACUACAGAAAGAAAGGGAAGAGAUGCAGCUUUUGAUGACAACUGUUAGUAAGAUGAGAGAGUGGACUAAAGCUGCGAUGAUCACCACCCAAAAGGAAAAGCAGCAAGUGGAUUAUAGGAGGAUGCACAAGCCAGAAGAAGAAAUGCUUUCAAUCCAGAAUCUAGAACUUGAGAGAGAGAGGUCUGGGUUGACACCAAGAGAGGACAGUGGCUUGGAUGAAAGUCAAAUAACAGAACGUCAGCAAGGACAGAUCCAAUACAUCAAAGAGAAACUAAGGGAAAACAUCAAAGUGAAAAUGGUCCAGCUACAACAAAGGAUUGCAGGUGUAGAAAACCUCUCUGUUGGUUUGGGACAGAAGCUUCUUUGUCUUGUGGAACAGAAGGAAAAUGUGGCUGGUUAUAAAGAGGUAUUUGAAAGAGAAAAGAGAAUUCUGAAUCGUCUCCUUUGUGAUACACUAAAACAAAGAGAAGAUAUGGAAAACCGUUGGAAGCAAACAAUGAAUCGGGAAAAAGAAAAAGUUACUUCUCUUGAAGCAACCCUGAAAAAAGAAAAGCAGGACCUGGAACUAGAGAAAGAAAAGAUGUCGAAAGAUGAGCUGGUCUUGGAGCUGAUUAGGAAUGGCAUCCAGAAACAAAGUGAAAUAUUACAACAAGACAUUCAACAACAUGAGCAAGAGUUGGAAAGCACAAUGGUGGAACUGCACAAGAAGACAGAAGAAACCAAGAAUCUCUUUGAUGGAAUCAAAAAAGAGAAAUCUAAACUCAAAGAUCUUAACCUUUGUCUGAAAACACAAGGCGAUCAACUGAAGGUUCUCAUGAACGCAAUCAGUUCAAAACCACAAGAACAAGAAGGAAAAGGCCCAGGAAUUCUCACACAAACACAAAAUCUGGAUCUCUGUAGGAAAAACAUACAGGAGAAAAGACAAGAGCUGGAGGUUUUGAUGAAGAAUGCUAACAGCAUGAAGGAAAAGGUUAAAGAUUCCAUGAGCAGUGUCCAUAAAGACAUAGAACAAAUGAUCUCCAUGAAGAAGAACAUUGGAAAAGACAGAGAGAAACUGUCAAGUGAGAAGAAGCGCCUGGAAAGAGAAUUGUCAGAGUGCAAAAUGAGACAAGAGGAACUCUUGGAUGUAAUGAAGUCAACAGCAAACCUAAGACUAACACUACAAGGAGUAAAAGACAAAGUGUGUGACUUGACCAAUGUUAAAAUGAGAAGAUUACACAAAGGUCAUGAAGAUGCACAGUUAUUAUGUAUUUCACUGGAGAAGAAUGUUUCAACUAUUGGUGACCAGAUGAAAACACUAACUCCUUACAAAGAGGUAGUUGAAAGAGAAAAGAUCAAUCUAACAGCCAUCAUGUCUUCCAUGAGGAAUCAAAAAGAAGUGAUGGAACAUCAAUGGAAGCAAAUGGUGGACAUGGAUAAAAAAGAUCUAAACAAAAGGAAGGAAGAACUGAAACGGGAAACACAGAAUCUGCAAAGAGUGGCUGACAAAGUAGACAAAGAAAAAGAGGCCUUGGAAGUGACGAUGUCCAACAUCCAGACAGAGCGCGCAAUACUGCAACAAGAGAAACAAGAUAUUCAAGAAGAAAGAGAGAGAAUAAACAUCACAGAGGCUGAACUAGACCAGAAGGCAGAAGAAGCCAGCAGUUGCUUGGCAGAGAUCAACAAAGAGAAAAUCAAACUAAAACAUUUGUCAGUUUCAGUCCAAAGAAAUCAUGAAAGACUUCAAGACAUCAUGUACACGAUUGCCAUAAAACAACAAGGCAGAGAGAGGAAAGAUCAUCUGUUCCAAACACAAACACAGGAACUACAAUCUAAAAGGCAUCAACUACAGAAAGAAAGGGAAGAGAUGCAGCUUUUGAUGACAACUGUUAGUAAGAUGAGAGAGUGGACUAAAGCUGCGAUGAUCACCACCCAAAAGGAAAAGCAGCAAGUGGAUUAUAGGAGGAUGCACAAGCCAGAAGAAGAAAUGCUUUCAAUCCAGAAUCUAGAACUUGAGAGAGAGAGGUCUGGGUUGACACCAAGAGAGGACAGUGGCUUGGAUGAAAGUCAAAUAACAGAACGUCAGCAAGGACAGAUCCAAUACAUCAAAGAGAAACUAAGGGAAAACAUCAAAGUGAAAAUGGUCCAGCUACAACAAAGGAUUGCAGGUGUAGAAAACCUCUCUGUUGGUUUGGGACAGAAGCUUCUUUGUCUUGUGGAACAGAAGGAAAAUGUGGCUGGUUAUAAAGAGGUAUUUGAAAGAGAAAAGAGAAUUCUGAAUCGUCUCCUUUGUGAUACACUAAAACAAAGAGAAGAUAUGGAAAACCGUUGGAAGCAAACAAUGAAUCGGGAAAAAGAAAAAGUUACUUCUCUUGAAGCAACCCUGAAAAAAGAAAAGCAGGACCUGGAACUAGAGAAAGAAAAGAUGUCGAAAGAUGAGCUGGUCUUGGAGCUGAUUAGGAAUGGCAUCCAGAAACAAAGUGAAAUAUUACAACAAGACAUUCAACAACAUGAGCAAGAGUUGGAAAGCACAAUGGUGGAACUGCACAAGAAGACAGAAGAAACCAAGAAUCUCUUUGAUGGAAUCAAAAAAGAGAAAUCUAAACUCAAAGAUCUUAACCUUUGUCUGAAAACACAAGGCGAUCAACUGAAGGUUCUCAUGAACGCAAUCAGUUCAAAACCACAAGAACAAGAAGGAAAAGGCCCAGGAAUUCUCACACAAACACAAAAUCUGGAUCUCUGUAGGAAAAAAAUACAGGAGAAAAGACAAGAGCUGGAGGUUUUGAUGAAGAAUGCUAACAGCAUGAAGGAAAAGGUUAAAGAUUCCAUGAGCAGUGUCCAUAAAGACAUAGAACAAAUGAUCUCCAUGAAGAAGAACAUUGGAAAAGACAGAGAGAAACUGUCAAGUGAGAAGAAGCGCCUGGAAAGAGAAUUGUCAGAGUGCAAAAUGAGACAAGAGGAACUCUUGGAUGUAAUGAAGUCAACAGCAAACCUAAGACUAACACUACAAGGAGUAAAAGACAAAGUGUGUGACUUGACCAAUGUUAAAAUGAGAAGAUUACACAAAGGUCAUGAAGAUGCACAGUUAUUAUGUAUUUCACUGGAGAAGAAUGUUUCAACUAUUGGUGACCAGAUGAAAACACUAACUCCUUACAAAGAGGUAGUUGAAAGAGAAAAGAUCAAUCUAACAGCCAUCAUGUCUUCCAUGAGGAAUCAAAAAGAAGUGAUGGAACAUCAAUGGAAGCAAAUGGUGGACAUGGAUAAAAAAGAUCUAAACAAAAGGAAGGAAGAACUGAAACGGGAAACACAGAAUCUGCAAAGAGUGGCUGACAAAGUAGACAAAGAAAAAGAGGCCUUGGAAGUGACGAUGUCCAACAUCCAGACAGAGCGCGCAAUACUGCAACAAGAGAAACAAGAUAUUCAAGAAGAAAGAGAGAGAAUAAACAUCACAGAGGCUGAACUAGACCAGAAGGCAGAAGAAGCCAGCAGUUGCUUGGCAGAGAUCAACAAAGAGAAAAUCAAACUAAAACAUUUGUCAGUUUCAGUCCAAAGAAAUCAUGAAAGACUUCAAGACAUCAUGUACACGAUUGCCAUAAAACAACAAGGCAGAGAGAGGAAAGAUCAUCUGUUCCAAACACAAACACAGGAACUACAAUCUAAAAGGCAUCAACUACAGAAAGAAAGGGAAGAGAUGCAGCUUUUGAUGACAACUGUUAGUAAGAUGAGAGAGUGGACUAAAGCUGCGAUGAUCACCACCCAAAAGGAAAAGCAGCAAGUGGAUUAUAGGAGGAUGCACAAGCCAGAAGAAGAAAUGCUUUCAAUCCAGAAUCUAGAACUUGAGAGAGAGAGGUCUGGGUUGACACCAAGAGAGGACAGUGGCUUGGAUGAAAGUCAAAUAACAGAACGUCAGCAAGGACAGAUCCAAUACAUCAAAGAGAAACUAAGGGAAAACAUCAAAGUGAAAAUGGUCCAGCUACAACAAAGGAUUGCAGGUGUAGAAAACCUCUCUGUUGGUUUGGGACAGAAGCUUCUUUGUCUUGUGGAACAGAAGGAAAAUGUGGCUGGUUAUAAAGAGGUAUUUGAAAGAGAAAAGAGAAUUCUGAAUCGUCUCCUUUGUGAUACACUAAAACAAAGAGAAGAUAUGGAAAACCGUUGGAAGCAAACAAUGAAUCGGGAAAAAGAAAAAGUUACUUCUCUUGAAGCAACCCUGAAAAAAGAAAAGCAGGACCUGGAACUAGAGAAAGAAAAGAUGUCGAAAGAUGAGCUGGUCUUGGAGCUGAUUAGGAAUGGCAUCCAGAAACAAAGUGAAAUAUUACAACAAGACAUUCAACAACAUGAGCAAGAGUUGGAAAGCACAAUGGUGGAACUGCACAAGAAGACAGAAGAAACCAAGAAUCUCUUUGAUGGAAUCAAAAAAGAGAAAUCUAAACUCAAAGAUCUUAACCUUUGUCUGAAAACACAAGGCGAUCAACUGAAGGUUCUCAUGAACGCAAUCAGUUCAAAACCACAAGAACAAGAAGGAAAAGGCCCAGGAAUUCUCACACAAACACAAAAUCUGGAUCUCUGUAGGAAAAAAAUACAGGAGAAAAGACAAGAGCUGGAGGUUUUGAUGAAGAAUGCUAACAGCAUGAAGGAAAAGGUUAAAGAUUCCAUGAGCAGUGUCCAUAAAGACAUAGAACAAAUGAUCUCCAUGAAGAAGAACAUUGGAAAAGACAGAGAGAAACUGUCAAGUGAGAAGAAGCGCCUGGAAAGAGAAUUGUCAGAGUGCAAAAUGAGACAAGAGGAACUCUUGGAUGUAAUGAAGUCAACAGCAAACCUAAGACUAACACUACAAGGAGUAAAAGACAAAGUGUGUGACUUGACCAAUGUUAAAAUGAGAAGAUUACACAAAGGUCAUGAAGAUGCACAGUUAUUAUGUAUUUCACUGGAGAAGAAUGUUUCAACUAUUGGUGACCAGAUGAAAACACUAACUCCUUACAAAGAGGUAGUUGAAAGAGAAAAGAUCAAUCUAACAGCCAUCAUGUCUUCCAUGAGGAAUCAAAAAGAAGUGAUGGAACAUCAAUGGAAGCAAAUGGUGGACAUGGAUAAAAAAGAUCUAAACAAAAGGAAGGAAGAACUGAAACGGGAAACACAGAAUCUGCAAAGAGUGGCUGACAAAGUAGACAAAGAAAAAGAGGCCUUGGAAGUGACGAUGUCCAACAUCCAGACAGAGCGCGCAAUACUGCAACAAGAGAAACAAGAUAUUCAAGAAGAAAGAGAGAGAAUAAACAUCACAGAGGCUGAACUAGACCAGAAGGCAGAAGAAGCCAGCAGUUGCUUGGCAGAGAUCAACAAAGAGAAAAUCAAACUAAAACAUUUGUCAGUUUCAGUCCAAAGAAAUCAUGAAAGACUUCAAGACAUCAUGUACACGAUUGCCAUAAAACAACAAGGCAGAGAGAGGAAAGAUCAUCUGUUCCAAACACAAACACAGGAACUACAAUCUAAAAGGCAUCAACUACAGAAAGAAAGGGAAGAGAUGCAGCUUUUGAUGACAACUGUUAGUAAGAUGAGAGAGUGGACUAAAGCUGCGAUGAUCACCACCCAAAAGGAAAAGCAGCAAGUGGAUUAUAGGAGGAUGCACAAGCCAGAAGAAGAAAUGCUUUCAAUCCAGAAUCUAGAACUUGAGAGAGAGAGGUCUGGGUUGACACCAAGAGAGGACAGUGGCUUGGAUGAAAGUCAAAUAACAGAACGUCAGCAAGGACAGAUCCAAUACAUCAAAGAGAAACUAAGGGAAAACAUCAAAGUGAAAAUGGUCCAGCUACAACAAAGGAUUGCAGGUGUAGAAAACCUCUCUGUUGGUUUGGGACAGAAGCUUCUUUGUCUUGUGGAACAGAAGGAAAAUGUGGCUGGUUAUAAAGAGGUAUUUGAAAGAGAAAAGAGAAUUCUGAAUCGUCUCCUUUGUGAUACACUAAAACAAAGAGAAGAUAUGGAAAACCGUUGGAAGCAAACAAUGAAUCGGGAAAAAGAAAAAGUUACUUCUCUUGAAGCAACCCUGAAAAAAGAAAAGCAGGACCUGGAACUAGAGAAAGAAAAGAUGUCGAAAGAUGAGCUGGUCUUGGAGCUGAUUAGGAAUGGCAUCCAGAAACAAAGUGAAAUAUUACAACAAGACAUUCAACAACAUGAGCAAGAGUUGGAAAGCACAAUGGUGGAACUGCACAAGAAGACAGAAGAAACCAAGAAUCUCUUUGAUGGAAUCAAAAAAGAGAAAUCUAAACUCAAAGAUCUUAACCUUUGUCUGAAAACACAAGGCGAUCAACUGAAGGUUCUCAUGAACGCAAUCAGUUCAAAACCACAAGAACAAGAAGGAAAAGGCCCAGGAAUUCUCACACAAACACAAAAUCUGGAUCUCUGUAGGAAAAAAAUACAGGAGAAAAGACAAGAGCUGGAGGUUUUGAUGAAGAAUGCUAACAGCAUGAAGGAAAAGGUUAAAGAUUCCAUGAGCAGUGUCCAUAAAGACAUAGAACAAAUGAUCUCCAUGAAGAAGAACAUUGGAAAAGACAGAGAGAAACUGUCAAGUGAGAAGAAGCGCCUGGAAAGAGAAUUGUCAGAGUGCAAAAUGAGACAAGAGGAACUCUUGGAUGUAAUGAAGUCAACAGCAAACCUAAGACUAACACUACAAGGAGUAAAAGACAAAGUGUGUGACUUGACCAAUGUUAAAAUGAGAAGAUUACACAAAGGUCAUGAAGAUGCACAGUUAUUAUGUAUUUCACUGGAGAAGAAUGUUUCAACUAUUGGUGACCAGAUGAAAACACUAACUCCUUACAAAGAGGUAGUUGAAAGAGAAAAGAUCAAUCUAACAGCCAUCAUGUCUUCCAUGAGGAAUCAAAAAGAAGUGAUGGAACAUCAAUGGAAGCAAAUGGUGGACAUGGAUAAAAAAGAUCUAAACAAAAGGAAGGAAGAACUGAAACGGGAAACACAGAAUCUGCAAAGAGUGGCUGACAAAGUAGACAAAGAAAAAGAGGCCUUGGAAGUGACGAUGUCCAACAUCCAGACAGAGCGCGCAAUACUGCAACAAGAGAAACAAGAUAUUCAAGAAGAAAGAGAGAGAAUAAACAUCACAGAGGCUGAACUAGACCAGAAGGCAGAAGAAGCCAGCAGUUGCUUGGCAGAGAUCAACAAAGAGAAAAUCAAACUAAAACAUUUGUCAGUUUCAGUCCAAAGAAAUCAUGAAAGACUUCAAGACAUCAUGUACACGAUUGCCAUAAAACAACAAGGCAGAGAGAGGAAAGAUCAUCUGUUCCAAACACAAACACAGGAACUACAAUCUAAAAGGCAUCAACUACAGAAAGAAAGGGAAGAGAUGCAGCUUUUGAUGACAACUGUUAGUAAGAUGAGAGAGUGGACUAAAGCUGCGAUGAUCACCACCCAAAAGGAAAAGCAGCAAGUGGAUUAUAGGAGGAUGCACAAGCCAGAAGAAGAAAUGCUUUCAAUCCAGAAUCUAGAACUUGAGAGAGAGAGGUCUGGGUUGACACCAAGAGAGGACAGUGGCUUGGAUGAAAGUCAAAUAACAGAACGUCAGCAAGGACAGAUCCAAUACAUCAAAGAGAAACUAAGGGAAAACAUCAAAGUGAAAAUGGUCCAGCUACAACAAAGGAUUGCAGGUGUAGAAAACCUCUCUGUUGGUUUGGGACAGAAGCUUCUUUGUCUUGUGGAACAGAAGGAAAAUGUGGCUGGUUAUAAAGAGGUAUUUGAAAGAGAAAAGAGAAUUCUGAAUCGUCUCCUUUGUGAUACACUAAAACAAAGAGAAGAUAUGGAAAACCGUUGGAAGCAAACAAUGAAUCGGGAAAAAGAAAAAGUUACUUCUCUUGAAGCAACCCUGAAAAAAGAAAAGCAGGACCUGGAACUAGAGAAAGAAAAGAUGUCGAAAGAUGAGCUGGUCUUGGAGCUGAUUAGGAAUGGCAUCCAGAAACAAAGUGAAAUAUUACAACAAGACAUUCAACAACAUGAGCAAGAGUUGGAAAGCACAAUGGUGGAACUGCACAAGAAGACAGAAGAAACCAAGAAUCUCUUUGAUGGAAUCAAAAAAGAGAAAUCUAAACUCAAAGAUCUUAACCUUUGUCUGAAAACACAAGGCGAUCAACUGAAGGUUCUCAUGAACGCAAUCAGUUCAAAACCACAAGAACAAGAAGGAAAAGGCCCAGGAAUUCUCACACAAACACAAAAUCUGGAUCUCUGUAGGAAAAAAAUACAGGAGAAAAGACAAGAGCUGGAGGUUUUGAUGAAGAAUGCUAACAGCAUGAAGGAAAAGGUUAAAGAUUCCAUGAGCAGUGUCCAUAAAGACAUAGAACAAAUGAUCUCCAUGAAGAAGAACAUUGGAAAAGACAGAGAGAAACUGUCAAGUGAGAAGAAGCGCCUGGAAAGAGAAUUGUCAGAGUGCAAAAUGAGACAAGAGGAACUCUUGGAUGUAAUGAAGUCAACAGCAAACCUAAGACUAACACUACAAGGAGUAAAAGACAAAGUGUGUGACUUGACCAAUGUUAAAAUGAGAAGAUUACACAAAGGUCAUGAAGAUGCACAGUUAUUAUGUAUUUCACUGGAGAAGAAUGUUUCAACUAUUGGUGACCAGAUGAAAACACUAACUCCUUACAAAGAGGUAGUUGAAAGAGAAAAGAUCAAUCUAACAGCCAUCAUGUCUUCCAUGAGGAAUCAAAAAGAAGUGAUGGAACAUCAAUGGAAGCAAAUGGUGGACAUGGAUAAAAAAGAUCUAAACAAAAGGAAGGAAGAACUGAAACGGGAAACACAGAAUCUGCAAAGAGUGGCUGACAAAGUAGACAAAGAAAAAGAGGCCUUGGAAGUGACGAUGUCCAACAUCCAGACAGAGCGCGCAAUACUGCAACAAGAGAAACAAGAUAUUCAAGAAGAAAGAGAGAGAAUAAACAUCACAGAGGCUGAACUAGACCAGAAGGCAGAAGAAGCCAGCAGUUGCUUGGCAGAGAUCAACAAAGAGAAAAUCAAACUAAAACAUUUGUCAGUUUCAGUCCAAAGAAAUCAUGAAAGACUUCAAGACAUCAUGUACACGAUUGCCAUAAAACAACAAGGCAGAGAGAGGAAAGAUCAUCUGUUCCAAACACAAACACAGGAACUACAAUCUAAAAGGCAUCAACUACAGAAAGAAAGGGAAGAGAUGCAGCUUUUGAUGACAACUGUUAGUAAGAUGAGAGAGUGGACUAAAGCUGCGAUGAUCACCACCCAAAAGGAAAAGCAGCAAGUGGAUUAUAGGAGGAUGCACAAGCCAGAAGAAGAAAUGCUUUCAAUCCAGAAUCUAGAACUUGAGAGAGAGAGGUCUGGGUUGACACCAAGAGAGGACAGUGGCUUGGAUGAAAGUCAAAUAACAGAACGUCAGCAAGGACAGAUCCAAUACAUCAAAGAGAAACUAAGGGAAAACAUCAAAGUGAAAAUGGUCCAGCUACAACAAAGGAUUGCAGGUGUAGAAAACCUCUCUGUUGGUUUGGGACAGAAGCUUCUUUGUCUUGUGGAACAGAAGGAAAAUGUGGCUGGUUAUAAAGAGGUAUUUGAAAGAGAAAAGAGAAUUCUGAAUCGUCUCCUUUGUGAUACACUAAAACAAAGAGAAGAUAUGGAAAACCGUUGGAAGCAAACAAUGAAUCGGGAAAAAGAAAAAGUUACUUCUCUUGAAGCAACCCUGAAAAAAGAAAAGCAGGACCUGGAACUAGAGAAAGAAAAGAUGUCGAAAGAUGAGCUGGUCUUGGAGCUGAUUAGGAAUGGCAUCCAGAAACAAAGUGAAAUAUUACAACAAGACAUUCAACAACAUGAGCAAGAGUUGGAAAGCACAAUGGUGGAACUGCACAAGAAGACAGAAGAAACCAAGAAUCUCUUUGAUGGAAUCAAAAAAGAGAAAUCUAAACUCAAAGAUCUUAACCUUUGUCUGAAAACACAAGGCGAUCAACUGAAGGUUCUCAUGAACGCAAUCAGUUCAAAACCACAAGAACAAGAAGGAAAAGGCCCAGGAAUUCUCACACAAACACAAAAUCUGGAUCUCUGUAGGAAAAAAAUACAGGAGAAAAGACAAGAGCUGGAGGUUUUGAUGAAGAAUGCUAACAGCAUGAAGGAAAAGGUUAAAGAUUCCAUGAGCAGUGUCCAUAAAGACAUAGAACAAAUGAUCUCCAUGAAGAAGAACAUUGGAAAAGACAGAGAGAAACUGUCAAGUGAGAAGAAGCGCCUGGAAAGAGAAUUGUCAGAGUGCAAAAUGAGACAAGAGGAACUCUUGGAUGUAAUGAAGUCAACAGCAAACCUAAGACUAACACUACAAGGAGUAAAAGACAAAGUGUGUGACUUGACCAAUGUUAAAAUGAGAAGAUUACACAAAGGUCAUGAAGAUGCACAGUUAUUAUGUAUUUCACUGGAGAAGAAUGUUUCAACUAUUGGUGACCAGAUGAAAACACUAACUCCUUACAAAGAGGUAGUUGAAAGAGAAAAGAUCAAUCUAACAGCCAUCAUGUCUUCCAUGAGGAAUCAAAAAGAAGUGAUGGAACAUCAAUGGAAGCAAAUGGUGGACAUGGAUAAAAAAGAUCUAAACAAAAGGAAGGAAGAACUGAAACGGGAAACACAGAAUCUGCAAAGAGUGGCUGACAAAGUAGACAAAGAAAAAGAGGCCUUGGAAGUGACGAUGUCCAACAUCCAGACAGAGCGCGCAAUACUGCAACAAGAGAAACAAGAUAUUCAAGAAGAAAGAGAGAGAAUAAACAUCACAGAGGCUGAACUAGACCAGAAGGCAGAAGAAGCACCGAUGAAGAUUCAGAUUUUUUUUGCCUUCUUAGAAAGAUUAGGACAUCUUAAUCUUAUGACAGUUGAACUCUUCCAAAACAGUAUAGACUGUUUGGAAGGAAAAUGUCAAGAUCUCACCCACUUUUUUUCUUCAUUGAAAACCAUUAGAGAUGUUCAUUUGAUUAGAGACAGGAUCCGUCGUCAUUUAAACUGGAUAAAACAACAAAGACAACACUUGAACCAAACUGUAUGUGAUAAAUCAACACAAACUGUGAGUCUGAGUCAUCAGAGAUUGAAGACAUAUAAACAGAAUGUGAGUCCAUUUAAAAUAGGUACACCUGAAAUGAAGUUUCAGAAUCUUAAACCUGUUGGAACUGAGUACUACCUUAUUUCUAAGGAGGAUGAUGAUUUGAAAUCUCUGAGUAAAUAUAUAACUUUUGACAGGGAAUGGCCAGAACCAGCACUCGAAGAUAGUAGUGAUGAAGAGAACAGAAAGGAGAUUGGGACUUCUCCCAGGGUUUCAACUAGGACAGAGGACUAUACUAAACAUCGGAUAAGUAAUUCCUUACAAAGGUUCUGGAAGGACACCAGAAUGGAAUUUAAGGAGAUUAAUCUGAUGAAGCACAGAGAUCAGGAGAUUAGAAAUAAUUUGGAUAAAAGGCUAAAAGAAAUAAUUCAUUUUGGUAAAAUAACACUAAAAGAAACACUUAUGGACAAUUCAUUACCAGGAAACGGAACACACACAUCAACUCAGGGUAACUUUGACAGUUCUACCAAAUCUGCCAAUAUAAAAUAUGUUGAGCUUCAACAACUUAAGUUUCACAUGCUGAGUCAGAUUGAAAAACUUCAACUGAAAGAGAACACAAGUGAGACACUUGUUUCUUAUGAAAAAGAUAAUCAAACUUUUCAGAAGGAUAUAACCCCAGCAAAAGUGCAAGAAAUGCAAGAAAUGCAAGAGCAGGACGAAGCAAGAGGGAGAGAAAAUGAAGCAGUGACGUCAAGCAGACUCUUCUGUUUGCUACAACAUUACUGCUGUCGCUGCAGCUGUCAUUGUUGUACCUGUCGAAAGCAUGUGUGCCCAAAGAAAAAUGGAAUCAUGAAUGCCUAAAGUAUAUAAAUGUGUGCGUGUGUCUGUAUGUGGGGGUGCGCGUGUGUGUGUAAGCCAAGUAUUUCUGCUGGUAAUUUUACUCUUAGUAAAUGAAAAUGUUAAUAAAAUUGUCAUUAGCAAGACAUCUUCA